GACGCUCACUCUACAAGGACGAUAAACACGAGUUUAGCUUGCUGUCUUUACUCAUACCAUUUGAAGCUACUUUCUUGAGAUCUACGGCUCUAAUCAAAGAUGUCAGGUCAACGAACAUACAAGGUGUAUGUCGGAAACCUUGGGGAAAAUGGACGAAAAGAUGAACUGGAGAGAGAAUUUAAGAAAUAUGGACGACUGCAUGAUGUGUGGGUUGCUCGCAAUCCACCUGGAUUUGCCUUUGUGGAAUUUGAAGACCAGCGUGAUGCAAAAGAUGCCGUUGAAGGCCUGGAUGGCAAGCACAUUUGUGGAGCCCGUAUAAGGGUAGAAAUGUCCCGACACCGGGGAGGGCGUGGUGGUCGGAGUGGGGGUGGUGGUGGUUACCGUGGUGACCGUUCUGGUGGUGGCAGACAUUUUGAUGACCGUGGCGGAGGAUAUGACCGCUAUGAUGAUCGGUCCAGAUCACCAUAUAGGUCACCACCCCGCAGAGGGGGGAGGUCUCCUGAGCCAGACAGGUGGCAGUCAAGAGGAAGGAGCAGGUCGCGUAGCCCACGACGCUACUGAAUGUGGCAUUAUUUGAGCAGAUUCUCACAGACCUGUGGAAUUCCUUAUUGUUCUGCAAGAGAAGUUUUGAUUCAAACAAGCUUCUAUUUUGAUUUAUACUCCUUUCAGUUUCAGUCAAUGUCUUCAUUUUUCUGUGUUUGAAACAUUUUUAAUGAUAAGUUGUUACAAGUAUGUAGUUUUUAAGUAGUUUUAGGUAUUAACGUAGGAACUUGCUAUUAUUGUUUUGUUAUCAUUUAUUUAAUAUUCAGUCAGUUGUUUUGCCUAGAGUAUUGUGAGAUGAAACAUUUGGAAAUAUAGCAAUCUUUAUUUGCUCUGACUUUGUCUCUGAUUUGGAAAGUAAUAGUGCAGUAGAUACAUGUAGUUCAAUGACUGUUAACGUCAUGAAAAUUUUCAGGAGAACAUAACUGAUGGAGAUCAAGUCAAAUUUUGUCUGAUUUUUCUGUUGUUACUUGUUAGAUUUAAGUUAAAAUGUGUAGAACCUUUUUGAUGUCAAAAUAAAGCACUACAUAGUUGAUGUACUUCA
Stylophora pistillata is the source of this 1084-nucleotide messenger RNA. Its product is annotated as RNA-binding protein Rsf1. The record is from RefSeq and is a predicted model, not a curated record. Gene Ontology annotation, molecular function: RNA binding. NCBI's taxonomy places the organism in Eukaryota, Metazoa, Cnidaria, Anthozoa, Scleractinia, Pocilloporidae.